UUCGUGAAGCCUUUGAUUUGAGCUAAAGGUUUAUACUAAAUACCUUGGCUCAACCAUACUGUUUGACAUCAUUGAGAAGAAGGUGGGAGCGGUAGCAUAGCUUCUCUCGGUUCAGAGUGCUGCCUCUAGACCUGGAACGGGUCGCCUGAUUUCGAGUUAGUCGAGGACUGGUUAUUCAAGGCAGCAAGAUGAGAGUGAUUUUGUCGUUGACGCUUCUGAGCUGCCUUUUGGCAGGAAGCCUCUCACAAGAAGAUCCAUGUGAUGUCAAGUUUCUUGUCACGGCCCCCAAGAUCAUGCUUGCCGGGACCACAGAGAAGAUCUGCGUGGAUCUACCCAGCGGCUCCGAGAUUGAACUCGCUGUCACGCUUGAGGAAGACAACUACUCCUGGCUUCGGAUAGACAAUGACAUUCUGGCUGAAGUGAUUUACCAAAUGAAUUCAGAGCGGGAGUGCUUUGAAUUUGAGGUGCCUAUGGUCCGUGAAAAUAGGCAACGAUGCAAGCUAAUUGUGGAUGUCAGAAGCAUGCCAGACUCCGAAGAAUCAUGUAACCGCUCCAAGUCUGUGAUGGUCAACAAUGAUAAUUUACAAACUCUUAUUCAAACUGACAAGCCCAUCUACAAGCCUGGCCAACCAGUCAAAUUCAGGAUGAUGUCCGUAGAUAAGGAUUUUAAGCCAUCCAAUGCAACAGUGCCAUUGAUCUACAUAGAAACCCCGAAUGACAUUAGGCUUGCCCAGUGGGUGGAUGUUCAACCCAAUAGGGGUUUGGUAGACCUGGAGUUUCCUAUGACCUCUGAACCCCUGCUCGGCGAUUGGACGAUUAAGGUGGAGUUUGAAGAUCGGAAGGCGGAGAGAACCUUCAAAGUCGAGGAGUACGUGCUCCCCAAAUUUGAGAUCACAGUUGAAUCACAGCCUUCUUACAUCUUGCUCACCGACACCUCCAUUGAUGUCAAAAUCUGUGCGCGAUAUACCUAUGGCCAACCAGUGCAAGGAAACAUGAUGAUAAAAGCCGAGGUCUCCAGCUAUCGCAACAGCAGACCAAUCUCCCUUUACGAGGAGGAGACUGGCAGUGAUGGCUGUACCACACUUGCUGUAGACCUAACUGUAUUUGAGUUGAGAUCAAAUAGACACUCCACAUGGAAUGCCAAGCUCAAAAUCAAAGUUGAUGUAUCAGAUGCUGUCACAGGUGAAUCUUUGAGUCACACUGCUGAUGUUGCUAAAGUGAGUAAUGAUGCAUUAUCAAUCCGUGUGAACACGCCCUCUACAUUCAAACCUGGAGUACCCUUCUACGGCACUGUUAAUGUGAACUACCCUGAUGGGACGCCGGCGGGAGACAAAUUCAUCAUGCUCAGCGUGAAAGCUCAAGAGACCGGAAACUAUCGCUACAGACCCAUCUUUUCUGAGAAUUUUACCAGCCCUGCCAGUGGAGUCAUUGAAUUCACCAUCCCGGAUAUCAACAUCAAUACCACAAGCUUGUCAAUCAAUGCCGAGGCACCUGGCUAUAGUGACCGAGACAGCGCCAACAAUACCCAGUACUUAAUCUACAACCCUUACGAUAUCGCGGGCCUCAGUGCGCAGUACUCACCGAGCGGCAGCUUCAUCCAGAUUGAGCCAAUCAGAGGGAAGCUCGUUCCAGGAUCAACGCAGAACCUGAACAUUUUCUUCACAACCGACACGGCCGAGGCAGAGAACUUGCCAUUUCAGUUUGUGUUCAUGUCGCUAGGUGACCUACUAGAUGUCCCUGUCUCAGAAGCCUUAUCAAGGAGGAGGAGACAAGUGAAUGGAGAAGGGGAAGGAAACGGUAAGGAAACGAGUAUCUCUUUCCUGCUUGUUUUGCUUGGCCAGGGUCCCAUAAAGGCCACCGCACACCUUAAGACUGUCCGCGAUCAGAUUUGGAACAAAUCGCAAUUUGCUCAUUUUCUGAAAAUGUGA
This is a messenger RNA of Lytechinus pictus (painted urchin), 1928 nucleotides long. RefSeq names its product alpha-2-macroglobulin-like. The coding region runs from base 189 to 1928 and encodes 579 amino acids. The record is from RefSeq and is a predicted model, not a curated record. Lineage: Eukaryota; Metazoa; Echinodermata; Echinoidea; Temnopleuroida; Toxopneustidae. Gene Ontology annotation, molecular function: endopeptidase inhibitor activity. The transcript is spliced from 12 exons.